This is a messenger RNA of Batrachochytrium dendrobatidis JAM81, 414 nucleotides long. RefSeq lists its product as uncharacterized. NCBI's taxonomy places the organism in Eukaryota, Fungi, Chytridiomycota, Chytridiomycetes, Rhizophydiales. The transcript has a single exon. The record is from RefSeq and is a predicted model, not a curated record. The coding region runs from base 1 to 414 and encodes 137 amino acids.
AUGAAGCAACUCAAAGCGACCGAUGUACUGGCAUCAAAACAAGUAAUGCUGAUAGCAAGGUCCUUGAUGAAACUACUGGAAACAUUUGGGGAUGGGCACAAGGGACGCUUCUUGGAAUAUGUCAACAGCAGACUUGGCAUCUCCAAAUCAUCCUACUACUACUAUAUGGAGCACUAUGCCUUUAUGUCAAAGUAUCCGAAAUUCCAAACGCUGGCAGUGUCCUUUAGAGUGUUUAAAAGUAUGAUUCCAAAAAUCAAGGAAUGGUUUAUGUCUCAAGAGUGUCAAGCUUUGGACUCUUCUGAUUUCUACUCUGAACACUACUGGAUGAAUGUUGAUGAUGAAAUGGAUGACGACGAUAUGAAUGUUUUAAACGAACACAAUUCCACUGCGGUGGAAAACCUUCGCAACAAGUAG